Messenger RNA from Helicoverpa armigera (cotton bollworm), 1431 nucleotides. It is a transcript of the gene kin17, whose product is annotated as DNA/RNA-binding protein KIN17. Gene Ontology annotation, cellular component: nucleus. The transcript is spliced from 7 exons. NCBI's taxonomy places the organism in Eukaryota, Metazoa, Arthropoda, Insecta, Lepidoptera, Noctuidae. Gene Ontology annotation, molecular function: double-stranded DNA binding. Gene Ontology annotation, biological process: DNA damage response; DNA replication. The record is from RefSeq and is a predicted model, not a curated record. The coding region runs from base 205 to 1356 and encodes 383 amino acids.
CAUUCGUAAGCAACACAACAAGCUGUUUACAAAAAACUGAAUUUAUAUAAUUUCAUCAUCAUUUGUGUAUCAUAACUAUCAUUGAAAAACAUUAAAUUCCGUGAAUUAAGUACAAGUGCAUGCCCCACAAACAAUCUAAUGCCGUUACCUCCAAACAGUUGACCUACUAUUCUACCACUGCACAACCUAAAAAAACCUUAAAAAAUGGGUGGUAAAGCAGAAAAAGGUACUCCAAAGUACAUAGCGAACAAAAUAAAGGCUAAAGGCCUUCAAAAACUGCGAUGGUAUUGCCAAAUGUGUCAGAAACAAUGCCGAGAUGAGAAUGGUUUCAAAUGCCAUACGAUGUCGGAGUCUCACCAGAGACAGCUCCUAUUAUUCGCUGAUAAUGCUAAUAAGUAUAUAGACGAGUUCUCCAAGGAGUUUGCUGACGGAUAUCUGGAACUCCUUCAUCGUCAGUUCGGUACAAAACGCGUGAAUGCUAACAAAGUGUAUCAGGAGUAUAUUUCUCAUAGAGACCAUCUCCACAUGAACGCCACACAAUGGGAGACGCUCACCGAGUUCGUGAAAUGGCUCGGCCGCGAAGGCAAAUGUGUGGUCGACGAGACUGAGAAGGGCUGGUUUGUAGCGUACAUAGAUAGGGAUCCGGCUGCAAUAGCCGCGCUCGAAGCUAAGGCUAAGAAGGAGAAGAUGGAUAAAGAUGAUCAGGAAAGAAUGCUAGAAUUCAUACAGAAGCAAGUUGAGCGCGGCAGGAAGCAGGGCUCGGAAGAGGGACCCUCAUACUCGGAGUUCAAACGUGAGAGCAGCCAGGAGAAAGUUGUGCUCAGCCUCAAGAGGAAGACUGAAGAGAAGAAACCAGAGCCCCUGCCAGUAUCAGCGCUCAAGCUGAAAGUGAAAGAGGAGUCUUCUAAGAAGCAGAAGACAGAAGACAGCAGAAGCAAGCAGUCCGCGCUCGAAGAUAUCAUGAAAAUGCAGGAGAGAGCUAAGGAGAAGGCUAAUAGAAAAGACUACUGGCUCCACGAGAACAUAGUUGUGAAGGUAACGACCAAGUCUCUGGGCGACAAGUUCUACAAGCGCAAGGCGGUGGUCGAGCGCGUCGUCGACAAGUACUGCGCGCAUGUCAAGCUUACUGAUGAUAGUGCUAGGAUUAAACUUGAUCAAAAUCACCUAGAAACCGUGAUUCCUUCGACGGGCCGCGCGGUCCGGUUCGUGAACGGCGCCUACCGGGGGAACACCGGCGUACUCAGGAGUCUGGAUAUAGACAACUAUUGCUGUGAUGUCGAGAUAUCAGAAGGCCCUCUGACCGGUCGUGUUGUAAAAGGAGUACAAUAUGAAGACAUAAGCAAACUAGCGACGUGACACCAGCUGUAUUGUGAUAAUAAUAUAAAUUAUAAUUAAUAAUAAAUGAAUUCUAGUUUUAAUAAACUUUUUAAG